GAAUGUGGCAAAGAAGGCGCGUGUUGCACCCCAAAAUUUGCCCUCUUUAUUGGUGCUAUAAGUUAUCAAAGACGUUUAUUUCGUCAUUCAAAAAUUGAAGAAAAAUAAUAAAGAGUUUUCAUGGGUUUAUGAAGAUAAGGUGUGAAAAAUGGUUUAAACGGUGUAAAUACGAGAAAAUUCAUAAGUCUUAUCUGGAAGAUGAUAUGAGCCGAGUUCCCGCGGGUCCCCGACUGUUUCGACGAUAUCUACAACUUUCGUGUUUGGUUCGAAAGCCAAUUCUUCGAGGAAGGUGGUCAGAUUUAUAAAUUUCUGGAGAUUUCACAGUGAAAAAUGGUGCUGAACCGCAGGUUUUCGGACAGUAAAAAAUUCAUAUCUCCUAAUCCGCCAGUCGGAUUCGCUUGAAAAUUUAACUGGGGAUCCGUGCCAUCAUUACCAAGAUUUCAUAUGUUCGGACCAUCGGCCGAUUAUGCACCAAAAAUGCCCAGCAUGUUAAGGAACGUCGCAAUCUUUCAGUAAAAAGUGUGUUUUCGGGUAUGUCGCGCCGAGUUCGAAAAUUCAUAACUCCUUCUAUUUUUAUCGUAUGAAGUCCAUUCCGGCGGCAUUCACUCGGAAAUUUCGUUAUCUUCGAUUCUUCGUCACACGUGCUAAGUCAGAUUUCGAGCCGAAGUUUGAGCUUUAUCACGUUCUCUGAACGGUACUCGCAAAAUUCUGCACAGUCGCACCAGAUGAACCGAUUUUUCUCGUCAUUCAAACGCGCAUAAUUUCCUCACCCUUUGUCGGAUUGAGACGAUUCUCGCGGCUACGGGUCACAAAUUUGAUCAUCUUCACAGUGACGUUCGUUUUGUUUCCAAAUUUCGCACCGAUUCACGUUUCCUCGAAAACGAGCAAAAAAGAGAUACGUCGAGGACAUUUUUGACAUUUCAUCAUUCACACUAUAUAAGUCAUUUUCCCUCCUUUUCUUUCAUAACUUCAAAUUCACCCAAAAUCUCAUAAACUUUUUCUCUCAAUUCUCUCUCAAAUUCUUUGAAUCAAAACCACAAAUACUCAUAAAAUUCAAACAAUUCAUCAAUCAAAAAAUGGAUCAAACUUAAGAACAAAGUAAGAAUUAGAAGCAAUUUUCAUUGUCCCCUCCGAUCAACACCGCUACGAUUCCGUUUCCGCUCAGAUCCUCGCCGGUAUUCCACCACCAAGCCACUGGCCAGCCGUGACUGCCACCGGUGAGCCUCCGCCAUCGCCGCGCCGUUCACGGUUUCCGACCGUCGUUCGCUUCCAUUUUUGAUCGUGCUCGGAGUGAUCUCUUCCUCUCCACUUCAUGAUUUGUGCGGCCUUGACGUAACUGUCUUCGCAAUCGAUCUUCGUUCCUCUUCAUUUUCGGUAAUCGCCUUUAACUCUUAAUUGCUUCAUGUUACUGCUUGUUGUUGUUUGAGCCAAUUUAAUGAUGAUGUUCUUGAAUGAGAGCGGAUGAGGAUAUAUUGUUUAAAGAGUUGACAAAUUGUUGUAGUAUAAUUAUGUUUGUUGAUGGAAAUUAAUUGGUGAAAGUUGUGGUUUGUUGAUGGAAGUUAUUGAUAAUAAUUGUAUAGUUGGAUCGAUUUGCUGCUGUUAUAUUCAUGAGAUAGUGGUUGUAGAAAUUAUGCACACUACAUGUUUGAUAAGAUGAUCCAAUUAAUAUGUUGGUAUUUUGGUGUGGUUGCGAUGAGGUUUAAGUGAAUAUUGCCGAGAAAUUGAUUGGUCAUAGGGUACAAUUUGCUUAGUCGAAUGUAGUUCAUGAAGUAUUGAUAAAGUGGAUGAUUGGGUGCUGUGUUUCAAAGACUAUGCAUGAUUUUUAAUUGAUGACAUGAGCUACAAAAUGCUGGAAACUUCCUUAAGAAUGUUGCUUGUUCAGGAGAGAUGUUGAGUUCUAACUAUUAAAAGUGGGGAAUCACAUGUGUGUUUAAUUUUUGAAUGUUUGAGUAUGAAUUUGAGUUUGAUUGAUGAUAGAACAAGCGGCUGGAAGUUCAAAUGGGGAUGAUACUUGAAUAUGCUUAAUGCUAUUUGAAAAUACUUCACAAAAUAAGAGAAUUAGUAUUGGUUAUGUUUGUUGCUUUACCACUUAGAAACCAUACUUUUAUGCUUAAAUUUCACUUGCAAAUAUAUGUCUUUGUGUGCCAAUUAAUUUGAGUUGUUGCAUUGAAUUUAGACAUUGUUUUUUUGAAACUUUUUGGGACUGUUUUAGUGUGAUAUAGUGCAGUCAAUUUCCAUGUUCAUAUUACAUUACACAUCACUUCCUCUAAUGCAUAAAAUUUAGUUUUAAAAAAAAGAGAUUUUGUCAUAAACUUUGUGGUAUUGUUUGUUGUGUGUUUAAGUAAUAAUUGGUAAUGAUGUCUUGUUGCUAACUUGAAUAAAUGAUGAUGCUGAAAGUUUGUCAAGAAUGUGUGGUGAUGAUAGUAUUGGUGGUGUGCUGCAUUUUUGUUUGUCCUUACUGUUUGAAUAUGAUUGUCACCAUGGAUGAAAGCCUAAUGAAUAAAUGUAGCAGUUGCUGAAUUGGAGCUUAUUAGUAGUAAGACUUGAUUGUUUGGAAGUGAAAUAUAGAUUUUAAUUGUGUUGGAUGUUGGUGGUUAAGAUCAUGAUUCACCAUUGUGUUCAUUACUUGAUUGUUUGGAAGUGAAAUAUAGAUUUUAAUUGUGUCAAAUGAGUGCUGAAAAUUACUUGUCAAUUGUUGCUCUUGAAGGAAAAAAUGGUCAUAACUUGUGUUGGUAGAAAAAUGCUUGAAGAAACUUUUAUUACUUGUUGGUGAUGCAUGCUUGUGGUUGUGAGAUAUUGUGUGAUGCUUGAGUUGUGACACGGUUGCUGAUACUUGCUAUUUCAAAAUGUGAAGACAAAUGGUUAUGCAUAUCUUGUUUGUUGUUGUGAGUUUAACAUGAAAAUCCAAGGAAAUAUGGCUAAGUCUUGUUUUUGCUAUUUGAUUCAAAAUGUUGGAAACUACUUGUUUGUUUGAACUCAAUUAGUAAAUGGACUUUUGUUGCAUGUUUGUUGUUAGCAAGUGAAUUUAUGUGCUGAAUAUUGUGUGUGCUCGUCAAGAAAAUCUCCAAAUUUCACAAAUAGACGUAACGCGUCGGGUUUAAUUGAAAAUACCAAAUCUUUUGAAUCGCUUAGAGUUUUUUAGCACAUGAAUAAUGUUUCUUGAGUGGAAUAAUGUUUUUGGAGCUGUUUGCACAGUUUAUUUUCGAUUUUGACCGACUUUUUUUACCGUUUUCGCUACUGCCCCUGUUCCGAAAGUCGUGCUUCCGAGCCGAUUUUGUAAAUUCUGAUUGCAUAUUUGACUUCUUUAGCACGUUUUAACUUUGUAAUAAAAUUUUGGAUUAGUUCUGACGAGUUUAGUUUUCACUAUUUUUACCCGGUUUUGCCGUUUCGGUGUACUGUUGUGCAUGUAAAUACUUGCUUUUGCUUCCGUAGUUUUGGUGUACAUAUUUGAUUGGCUUUUGAAUACUAUCCCAUGUUUCUUCUUGUUUGCUUUUGUUAUGUUUUCACUUUCUAUUCUGUCAUCCAUUUCCGGUUUAGCUUAUAAUUCAAUAACGCAAUUCCGAUUGCGGUGUUUUGUUAUCUCUAACGUGUGUGCUAGUAUGCAAGGCAACAUGGAGGCUCUGGUCGAUACCCGCUCUCGUGUUCCGCUUUAUUUACGGGACACGACAUUUAUCCUCUCUCUGAUUCGCGUUUCUACACGCAUCCUUUAUCAUUAUGCUUGCUUGUCCGGAUUUCUGUUUCCCUUGCAGGUGUAUGGUAUUUGUUGUGCCCGAUGCACACGUUGGCGCGUGAUUUACUUUCAUCGCGUCGACUCUUGAUUGCUUAUGCGGAGUUUAAUCGGAGUGCUGACAUGUUUGCCGUUGCUUUUGCUAGCUUGCUUGCGGGAUAUCUAGUUUUCUUGCUCUCGUCGCUAUAGUUUACGGAUCAUCAUCCGUUUGGUAUUGAUUCCGUUUCAUUUUAUUUCUCUCGCAUUUUAUCGCUUUCUCGCAUCAUCCUUUAACAUGAGAAGUAGGACUUAGACAUGCAUCUGGCCAAGCCCUCGAAAGAGGCUCUGUUUUUGUUUGUGUGUUUACAUUUGUGCUUUGCGGCAGGGAGUCACGGUGUAAUAAGUCCUAUAUGGCACUCCGUUAAGUCCUCAUGGAAGGCAUGCGGAAAGGGUUAGCAAUCAACCCCCGCCUAGUCUCAUCGAGUCUGUUCAUUAUGCGCACGCUACGCGUUGCUCGCUUCUGAACCUGCACAAGAUCUUGUUAUCGAGUAUGUCAGGAAAAGGGUUCAUGUAGCCGGACCCCCGCCUUUCUUAUAGCUCGCGUCGCUCGACGUUGAUGCUCGGUGUACGCACGCACCGUUUUCCUUUACGAUCCGUGACGGCUUGGUUGCUGAGAGGGGUCCGCCCUCUUGUCUAUGGCCCGAUCAUUUUCGCGAGGUCUAAUGCUUGGUUGACUUGGGUUGAGCUGCUCCCCUUGGCUAUGGCGGGACCGCUUUUCUACCACUCGGUCAGUACCGUUGGUUUGUUUGCUUCACGAGUGGAUGCUCGUUUGUGUGCUAUACUUGUUUGCUUUCGUUUUCCCCCCGUAGGUUGAUAGUUUAGCUUAGAUUUGCACCCUUUGUAUGAUAACAUUAGGUAGCAAGCUUUCCCCCUUAACUUAGGUCUUCCUCAUGCAUUCUUUAAAACACAAACCACUCUUUGAUUUUCUUUUCUUAAGAACUUGUUAUUUCCGCUCCAUUCCCAAGCAUAAGUCUCCAAAGGUCGAGCAGCGGAGUGUGAAUGUAACUCGUUCACCUAAAAAACACAAAACAAACAAAAAUUAGUUAGCCGAGCUACGGUAGCUCUGAUUCUGCAAAACAGAUACGUAGGCAGCGGGGUAGGGCCCGUGCGAGCAUAACUCUUUCUUUUCCCUACAUUCUGCAUUCAUUUUAGUCCAGAUUAGCGCAUUUUGCUUACACACCCAUAGGUUUAGACACAGGCGUGGAUACCAUCGAGUACGAUGGGCGCGUCGGGUGCUAACACCUUCCCCUCGCGUAACCGACUCCCUUACCCUUUUUCUCUGGUCGUGAGACCGUUGUUUUGUUUUGUGGUUUGCUGGCAUUCCCUUCCUUUUCAGGAUAAAUAUGUUAGUGGCGACUCUGUCAAUUUUCGCGGGUAGCGACAGCUGGCGACUCUGCUGGGGACGUCUUGACCUGUUGCUGGUCCGGACCUAGCGAGUCGAUCCUAGCGCUUGUGUGUUUAUCUUUGGGUGUUUUUACUGCUUUGCAUAUUUAUCUGUUUGCAUUGCAUUCUAUGUGCGCUUUUACUUUUCUGCGUCAUAUUCUGGACUGUCUGGAUUUCUAUCUGUGGGUGGGUGUUUCAAGAGGUAAAAGGCCCAAUACCCAGGCUAUGAGUGAUACCAUAGGAACUAGGAAUAGAGUGGCCGUGACGGACAGAAGGCGUAUGCCUGAUUGAUCUGAUCACGUAUCCACGGGCAGAGCUUGGUGGAAUGAGGCAAUAUCGUAUGAUAGCGCCUACAUUCGAUCCUCUGUUGGCUUUUUGACCUACCCUGGCCUAGAUUUACCCGUGAGUGGGGCGGGAAUCAAUCAUUGCUUAACAGGUACAUUGAUGGUGACUUUGGUUCUUGAUCGAGGGUUACCGCUGUUCUUGUUCGAGGGUUACCAUGGUUCUUGUUCGAGGGCUACUGUGGUUCUUGUUCGAGUGGUUUUGUUCCUGUUAUGAUGACUAUGGUUCUGUUUCUAUUGAUUAUGGCUCGUGAUCUAUGGGGAGUUCCGAAUUAGUGCCGAACCUUUGAACCUGUGCCGUGUGAUUUCUCGGCAUCCCAGAUAUAUCCAGUAUUGUGGUUCCCACCACUUUGCAUCAUUGCAUAUUUACUUUCCAAAAAAUGAUGUACAAAAAAUAACUAGCAUACAUGUUCCUUCCAUUUCCAAGGAAUCAUAUCUUUAAGUCUCAUGUCGAGCUUUUCCAUCUCUUGCUUGCCAAAAAUCAAAACAUGAGGAUUCCUUGGAAAUUGAAUGAACAUGGCAUUGCAUUCAUAUCAUGCAUCUCAUACAUUCCAUGCAUAACAGGUGUUCAAGAUCAAGGGUCUCUUAUUCAGACUUGGUACUCUCACCAGACUCAGAGACUUGAUUGGUUCUUAUUGUAUGUUCAAAGAUCGGUCAUGGAACUUUGUGGGACGAUCAAGAGGAAAGUUCAGUUGUGGUUCUUUUCGAAGACUUAUCUUAUGCUCAUUUGCUUCCAUGCUUGCUUUAUUUGCAACUGGUUAAGCUCCGUAUUGUGUGGAUGUCUACAUAUUCUUUGCUUGAUGACGAUGGCACUAGGUGUGAAUUCUAUCUUGGGGCACCUAGUCGUGAUGUCGAGAUCUACAAGUCUUUGAAAUUGCUUGGGGCUCCCGCACGAGGGAUAAGCAAGACCUUGUCUAUCUUGAGCAUUGUAUCAUUUGCAUUGCUCGAAUCCCUAAAGCACUUACAAAUUCCGUGUGACUUCGCAAGAAUCUUCCGCCAGACAGUAAUCAACAGUGGCUCACAUAGACACCUCUUAUUCUCAAGGUUCUGCUUCACAUCCUGAGUUACCUCUUCCCGGAGUUUAUUGUUCAGUAGCCUUUGAUUGUCAACAGAGACGGAAAGAGUAAGAAGUAAGUUGAUUUAAUCCCCAUGCCUGGUGUUCAGUUGCUUUCCUGCUUGAUGGAAUUUCAGUCGGUUAAGAUUUGUUGCUUUGGAUCUUCCUCACCACAAACUGCUCUCCUGAUUUCGAUGAUAAGACUCAUUGUUUUCCAUUCUGGGGCACCUAAUCAUAAUGUCAAGUCUUACAAGGUGUUGAGGUACAAAGAUUCCAGGACUUGAUCGAUACAGAGAUGUUUGGUUCAUUCAUAAUGGUUCCUACCGGUUAAUCCCAUUUCAUCUGCUGCAAGUAGAAGGUUUGUUCUUCCUCGAGGAAGUAACUCAUGAGAAUCACUUGCAAUUGGUACUACUAGAGGCUUCCUUCUCAACAAAUGUUGUGUGUUCCAAGUAAUGACUUUGAUAGCCAAGCACCAGAGGUUAUUGUUGUUCGCUGAUAGUAAUACAAGUUUUCUCCAUUAAUGAUGGUGAUUUUUGUUCCAGCAGCUAUAUUUAGGGCUCCCGACCGAGGGAUAAGCAAGACUCCGUGUUCUUGAGUUCGCAUCACUGGCAGCUCAAAUCCCUAAAGCAUUCACGAACUCCAGUCGCUAUAUUUGGGGCUCCCGAUCGAGGGAUAAGCAAGACGCCUUGUAUCUUGAGUUUGUGCACCACUGGCACGACUCAAAUCCCUAAAGCUGAGCACUUACAACUAUGGUAUAGCUUUGCUGAAAUCUUCUUCCAGGAAGUAAAUCUAAAGUGUUCUACAGGAACAUAUGCUAACGCUUGGUGUGUUUUCCACUAUGAGGGCAUUUAGUUAUAUGAUUGGAGAUUGUAAGUCAUUCAAAGACAAGGUUCAAGACCUGAUUGACUCAAAGGCUAUCACAUUCGCACCUGAAGGCUAGAAUUGAAGUUCUCCUUUGACUCAGCGGAUCUUCUGAAGCAAUAAGUCCAUACGGAGAGGAUCUCCUCAAUGUUGGCAAUUCCUAAAUUCAUCAUGCAUGUUCAUGUUUAAUCUUUCUUGCUUUGGCAAUACUGUUUGUAUGUAAAACUUGUUUGUUUUCGAACUAUAAUCAUAAUGCAUUGGAUAUGUUUGUCUUGAAAAAAUCCAUUCGCUUUUUGCUCUUAUAUGUUUUUCUAUGCUUUUUGUGAUACUCAACUCUUGUUAAUAAAGCAUGAUAACUCUGAAGGGAGAAUGAUGAACAUAAUACUAAAAACCUCAAAUGGUAUGCUUUUGAGUAGAACCCUGUUGAUGAUGUACAGGCAUUGUUUCAAAUUCCCAAACACUGGAGAUAUAAGGGAGUGAAACCUUCGUUAACCCCUCUGAGCCUUCGAAGUAGGAGUUUCUUUUCUAUUAAAAAAACCCUUAUUUUUAACCCAGGGGCCGGGUAGUGUUCAGUUAACCUGGUUGAGCAUUCAAAAUUCAUCAGGAGUGUGCACUUAAGGAUACAACAAUGGUUAUCCCUCGCAUCAGGAGGACGAAACGUCAAAACCACAACGGUUAUCCCUCACCUCAGGAGGUUGAGACAUCAAAAUUAUUCCUCACCUCCGGAGGUUGAGACCAACAUCAGAGUCGCGGUGGUUAUCCCUCAUAUCGUAAGGUUAAACGAUGAGGAUACCACAAUGGUAAUUCUUCAUCUACCAAGAAUUCAGGCAGUCACAAUCACUUCAAACAAAUCAGAGGUAGUGCGGGAUCACACGACUUGUCAAAAAAAAAGGAAAGAAAAAAAAGGGAAAGAAAGAAAGAAAGAAAAAAAGGAAAAAAGAGAAAGAAAAAAAAGAGAAAGAAAAAAAGGAAAAAAGAGGAAAUGAUAAUGAAAUUGUUAAUCAAGAACAAAGUCGUGUGAUCGGACACCAAAAACGAAAGGUAAAGUGAUUGUCGUGUCCAAAUACCUCUUUGACUCCUUAAAUAUCUCAAGUUCUUCUUGAAAGAUGAAUGCUCGUGUCAAGUUAACUGAACUUAGGACUGGAGAACAUCAUGAAGGGGGUGGGAACCAAAUAACUUUGAGCCUAAAAAUCCUUUUUUCAAAAAAAACCGUGAACUUGGCCACGUUACAACCCUUAAAAGUCCUAAUUGAAGCAGGGUUAAUUCGAAAGCAAACUAUACACGAGAAUACGGUAAGCUGACUCCUAGGAGAUCCGCUAAGCGCUUGAGUUGGUAUCACACCAUCUUUCUUUCAAAAAAACUCGAUGUUACGACAUCCUUUCAAAAAAGUUUCUUUAAACUUCGAGACAAACAUACUCUUUGCAUUAGAAUUAUAUUUCUCAUAAUAAACAUUCUUUGCAUAUGAACAAGUGCUUAACAUCAAGAAAGUUUCCAUCAUGAACUUCAGAUGAAACGUUUAUCCUCCCGAAGGACAAGUUGUCUUCCGAACUCCGUUGAGUAGAGGCAGCAAUAUUUCAAAGUCUGAUCACCCUCAUGGGCAUAGAAGCAUUUGAAUACUCUAUCAAGUAAGUUUUCAAUCAAUCUGAGGCAAUCAGGUCAAGAUUAGAAGAAUCUCUCAAAGUGCUAAGCAAUCAGGGGCACUCACCCAAGCACAUUUGAAGCUAGCUACAACACUGAUCAAUCAGGGCACGGUUUCAAAGUUCACGAUACUGGGGCAAGUCAGUUUGAUGUGAACAAAUCUCAAAAGGUCCUUACAAGACAAAUUUCUUCAAAGUCCUUACAGGCUGGGGCAAGACACUAUGCAUUGGCAUUUUAUCCUCAUCAGGAGGUGUUCAGUUUAAAGUUCAGGUGUGAGCUAAACAACUUAUGAACUUGAGAACCAUCAGGGUCGUCAUCCUCAAUGGUCUGAAGCUGAAAGUCCAAUCUUCAGUGGCAUCUUUGCAUUUCAGUGUGAUUUUCAAAUCUCUUCCAGAGGUUACAAGCGUUGGUUAUUGGUAUACCUCAACCAGAGUCCUGUUAUGUGGACAUCGAAGUCCUUUGCUUUCCGACCCUCGAGUCGUGAGUUUCCAACCCUCGUGUUGUGAUUCCUUUGCUUUCCGACCCUCGAGUCGUGAGUUUCCAACCCUCGUGUUGUAAUUCCCUUGCUUUCCGACCCUCGUAUCGUGAGUGUGAUUCCUUUGCUUUCCGACCCUCGAGUCGUGAGUUUGAUGAGUUUCCAACCCUCGUGUUGUGAGUCCUUUGCUUUCCGACCCUCGAGUCGUGAGUUUCCAACCCUCGUGUUGUGAGUCCUUUGCUUUCCGACCCUCGAGUCGUGAGUUUAUCUCCUUUCCGACCCUCGCGUCGUGAGUUUAUCUCCUUUCCGACCCUCGUGUCGUGAGUUUACCUCCUUUCCGACCCUCGCGUCGUGAGUUUAUCUCCUUUCCGACCCUCGCGUCGUGAGUUUAUCUCCUUUCCGACCCUCGCGUCGUGAGUUUACCUCCUUUCCGACCCUCGCGUCGUGAGUUUACCUCCUUUCCGACCCUCGCGUCGUGAGUUUACCUCCUUUCCGACCCUCGCGUCGUGAGUUUACCUCCUUUCCGACCCUCGAGUCGUGAGUUUAUCUCCUUUCCGACCCUCGCGUCGUGAGUUUAUCUCCUUUCCGACCCUCGCGUCGUGAGUUUAUCUCCUUUCCGACCCUCGCGUCGUGAGUUUACCUCCUUUCCGACCCUCGUGUCGUGAGUUUAUCUCAUUUCCGACCCUCGAGUCGUGAGUAUAUCUUUUUGCCGACCCUCGUGUCGUGAGUCUAUCUCCUUUCUGACCUUCGUGUCAUGGAUUUCCAACAGUUGCAGAUAGUUGUCAUAUACACUCCAAUGUGUCUGUAGGCCCAUUACUUUAUUAGCAUCUUUACAAUCAACACGAAUAUGCAGAACUAUGAAAGCCAAUGUCUGUUUGGUCCCUUUGAAGUCAACACUUGCUUGACCCAUUAAUCCCACUUGUUGGUGGUGUUCCCUUGAAGGGCUAAUUCUUGUUUGAUGCUCCGGCCGAUACUUGUUUGGUGUUCUAAUCAUUGCUUGCCUAUCAGCUCAUUGAAUCCAGUGCCUGUAUGGAAAGUUUCAAAGCCAAGAUGGCUGACAAUCUAUUUGCUCUUGCAUUUACCCAUUGUGGGUGAGCAUUACCGUUCUCUGCCAUGUGAGGAGACCCUGUGAAAGAUGUCAUGCUAUAUCCUGGGGCAUUUUCAUUUGUUUGUCUCGCAGGUACGUCCUUGCAAGCGCUUUGCAUCAACAUGUUGGCGGACCUAGCCAUGAGAGAUUCUCACUCCCCAGACGAGUGUUUCCUAACGAGAGAUUCUCAUUCCCCAGUGGAUUACAUUCAGAUGAGACUUUCUUUGUUCCAAGAUUCUCAUUUCCUCAGUAAAGCACAUCUUGAUGCAUUCUCCAUGCUACAGAAGUCUUGUUCCCGGUGGAAUGUCUUCUCCCCAGUUGAAUCAUGAUAGAAUGGUAUCUGAUUCCCCAGCAGGCUCUUAAUGAGGUCUCUUGCCCGAAUUCCUCGUUCUCCCCAGUAGAGGUUUUCUCCCCCCAACAGAUUGACUUGUUUUCCCCGAGAGAGUCAUCUUAUUCCCUAGUGGAGUUGUCUUAACAAAAGGUUCUUACGCUAAGUUCCUUAUCCCCAGCGGAUCUCUCAUAUCCUUAGCAGAUCAUUGUGCAGAGGUAUUCAUCUUCCCCACUGAGUUUUCUUCCCUCAGUAAAGAUUCACAUGCAUCCACAGCAGGAUCUGUUCUCAUCUAGAACUUCCCCAGCGGAAUGCGUCCUACACCAGCAGGUUGUUCACUCCUCCCCAGAGUUAUCUCCACGACUUACUCUUAUCUCCUCAUCCCCAGAAUGUCGAGAAUUUGCUUCUCCAGAGAAGUUUCCAGGGUGUUCCCUAAGCAGUUAAUUGGGAUGUUCUACUCCCCAAGCAGGAUUUGAUUUCCCAAUCAGAGCUCGCGUCCAGAUUUGGUCGUCUCCAGCAGAUUUCUGAUCCAUCUUUGCCAGCUCACGGUUUGUGACUUCGGGCACGUAUCUUGUCCUCCCCGCAGAGUUCUAUGCUCUCUCCAGGACUUCUUCAGCAAUUCAGUGCUCCUCCGCUGUUUCCCUAAGCAGCGUCUGAAUCAUGCAUCAUUUGCAUAGCAUUCUCAAAAGCGUGUAGCGUCUUCCUUCUCCGGAACGUUAUUCUAUAAAAAGUCAUACAUGCAUCAUGCAUAAAGCAUAUCAUAUUUGUUUCUUUCUGCAGGAAAGUUAUCCACAUUCAAAUGUCUCCCAGAGAGCAACUCGCCUAAUCAUUACAGGCGCUCAUCCUGAUGUUUAAAUCAGAAGAAGUUUGUCUCCCUCUCCCUGAAAUUGUCAGAUCAGAUGACGACUUACUUAUUCUCGAUGCCCAGAUCAAUUGAAGUUUUUUCUCCCUGCCUACGGGGUGGUACAUUCCUUCUUAUUACAAGAUGGAAUCUUCUAUUGAUCAAGAGCGCAAAUUUUCGAGUUCAUUCUGGUAUUCAAUCUCCUUCCACCUUAACGGUUCGAAACUUUCGUUUCUCACUCGUCAGGUUCAAGAAGUUUGAAUAGGGGCAGCUGUUGCACCCCAAAAUUUGCCCUCUUUAUUGGUGCUAUAAGUUAUCAAAGACGUUUAUUUCGUCAUUCAAAAAUUGAAGAAAAAUAAUAAAGAGUUUUCAUGGGUUUAUGAAGAUAAGGUGUGAAAAAUGGUUUAAACGGUGUAAAUACGAGAAAAUUCAUAAGUCUUAUCUGGAAGAUGAUAUGAGCCGAGUUCCCGCGGGUCCCCGACUGUUUCGACGAUAUCUACAACUUUCGUGUUUGGUUCGAAAGCCAAUUCUUCGAGGAAGGUGGUCAGAUUUAUAAAUUUCUGGAGAUUUCACAGUGAAAAAUGGUGCUGAACCGCAGGUUUUCGGACAGUAAAAAAUUCAUAUCUCCUAAUCCGCCAGUCGGAUUCGCUUGAAAAUUUAACUGGGGAUCCGUGCCAUCAUUACCAAGAUUUCAUAUGUUCGGACCAUCGGCCGAUUAUGCACCAAAAAUGCCCAGCAUGUUAAGGAACGUCGCAAUCUUUCAGUAAAAAGUGUGUUUUCGGGUAUGUCGCGCCGAGUUCGAAAAUUCAUAACUCCUUCUAUUUUUAUCGUAUGAAGUCCAUUCCGGCGGCAUUCACUCGGAAAUUUCGUUAUCUUCGAUUCUUCGUCACACGUGCUAAGUCAGAUUUCGAGCCGAAGUUUGAGCUUUAUCACGUUCUCUGAACGGUACUCGCAAAAUUCUGCACAGUCGCACCAGAUGAACCGAUUUUUCUCGUCAUUCAAACGCGCAUAAUUUCCUCACCCUUUGUCGGAUUGAGACGAUUCUCGCGGCUACGGGUCACAAAUUUGAUCAUCUUCACAGUGACGUUCGUUUUGUUUCCAAAUUUCGCACCGAUUCACGUUUCCUCGAAAACGAGCAAAAAAGAGAUACGUCGAGGACAUUUUUGACAUUUCAUCAUUCACACUAUAUAAGUCAUUUUCCCUCCUUUUCUUUCAUAACUUCAAAUUCACCCAAAAUCUCAUAAACUUUUUCUCUCAAUUCUCUCUCAAAUUCUUUGAAUCAAAACCACAAAUACUCAUAAAAUUCAAACAAUUCAUCAAUCAAAAAAUGGAUCAAACUUAAGAACAAAGUAAGAAUUAGAAGCAAUUUUCAUUGUCCCCUCCGAUCAACACCGCUACGAUUCCGUUUCCGCUCAGAUCCUCGCCGGUAUUCCACCACCAAGCCACUGGCCAGCCGUGACUGCCACCGGUGAGCCUCCGCCAUCGCCGCGCCGUUCACGGUUUCCGACCGCCGUUCGCUUCCAUUUUUGAUCGUGCUCGGAGUGAUCUCUUCCUCUCCACUUCAUGAUUUGUGCGGCCUUGACGUAACUGUCUUCGCAAUCGAUCUUCGUUCCUCUUCAUUUUCGGUAAUCGCCUUUAACUCUUAAUUGCUUCAUGUUACUGCUUGUUGUUGUUUGAGCCAAUUUAAUGAUGAUGUUCUUGAAUGAGAGCGGAUGAGGAUAUAUUGUUUAAAGAGUUGACAAAUUGUUGUAGUAUAAUUAUGUUUGUUGAUGGAAAUUAAUUGGUGAAAGUUGUGGUUUGUUGAUGGAAGUUAUUGAUAAUAAUUGUAUAGUUGGAUCGAUUUGCUGCUGUUAUAUUCAUGAGAUAGUGGUUGUAGAAAUUAUGCACACUACAUGUUUGAUAAGAUGAUCCAAUUAAUAUGUUGGUAUUUUGGUGUGGUUGCGAUGAGGUUUAAGUGAAUAUUGCCGAGAAAUUGAUUGGUCAUAGGGUACAAUUUGCUUAGUCGAAUGUAGUUCAUGAAGUAUUGAUAAAGUGGAUGAUUGGGUGCUGUGUUUCAAAGACUAUGCAUGAUUUUUAAUUGAUGACAUGAGCUACAAAAUGCUGGAAACUUCCUUAAGAAUGUUGCUUGUUCAGGAGAGAUGUUGAGUUCUAACUAUUAAAAGUGGGGAAUCACAUGUGUGUUUAAUUUUUGAAUGUUUGAGUAUGAAUUUGAGUUUGAUUGAUGAUAGAACAAGCGGCUGGAAGUUCAAAUGGGGAUGAUACUUGAAUAUGCUUAAUGCUAUUUGAAAAUACUUCACAAAAUAAGAGAAUUAGUAUUGGUUAUGUUUGUUGCUUUACCACUUAGAAACCAUACUUUUAUGCUUAAAUUUCACUUGCAAAUAUAUGUCUUUGUGUGCCAAUUAAUUUGAGUUGUUGCAUUAAAUUUAGACAUUGUUUUUUUGAAACUUUUUGGGACUGUUUUAGUGUGAUAUAGUGCAGUCAAUUUCCAUGUUCAUAUUACAUUACACAUCACUUCCUCUAAUGCAUAAAAUUUAGUUUUAAAAAAAAGAGAUUUUGUCAUAAACUUUGUGGUAUUGUUUGUUGUGUGUUUAAGUAAUAAUUGGUAAUGAUGUCUUGUUGCUAACUUGAAUAAAUGAUGAUGCUGAAAGUUUGUCAAGAAUGUGUGGUGAUGAUAGUAUUGGUGGUGUGCUGCAUUUUUGUUUGUCCUUACUGUUUGAAUAUGAUUGUCACCAUGGAUGAAAGCCUAAUGAAUAAAUGUAGCAGUUGCUGAAUUGGAGCUUAUUAGUAGUAAGACUUGAUUGUUUGGAAGUGAAAUAUAGAUUUUAAUUGUGUUGGAUGUUGGUGGUUAAGAUCAUGAUUCACCAUUGUGUUCAUUACUUGAUUGUUUGGAAGUGAAAUAUAGAUUUUAAUUGUGUCAAAUGAGUGCUGAAAAUUACUUGUCAAUUGUUGCUCUUGAAGGAAAAAAUGGUCAUAACUUGUGUUGGUAGAAAAAUGCUUGAAGAAACUUUUAUUACUUGUUGGUGAUGCAUGCUUGUGGUUGUGAGAUAUUGUGUGAUGCUUGAGUUGUGACACGGUUGCUGAUACUUGCUAUUUCAAAAUGUGAAGACAAAUGGUUAUGCAUAUCUUGUUUGUUGUUGUGAGUUUAACAUGAAAAUCCAAGGAAAUAUGGCUAAGUCUUGUUUUUGCUAUUUGAUUCAAAAUGUUGGAAACUACUUGUUUGUUUGAACUCAAUUAGUAAAUGGACUUUUGUUGCAUGUUUGUUGUUAGCAAGUGAAUUUAUGUGCUGAAUAUUGUGUGUGCUCGUCAAGAAAAUCUCCAAAUUUCACAAAUAGACGUAACGCGUCGGGUUUAAUUGAAAAUACCAAAUCUUUUGAAUCGCUUAGAGUUUUUUAGCACAUGAAUAAUGUUUCUUGAGUGGAAUAAUGUUUUUGGAGCUGUUUGCACAGUUUAUUUUCGAUUUUGACCGACUUUUUUUACCGUUUUCGCUACUGCCCCUGUUCCGAAAGUCGUGCUUCCGAGCCGAUUUUGUAAAUUCUGAUUGCAUAUUUGACUUCUUUAGCACGUUUUAACUUUGUAAUAAAAUUUUGGAUUAGUUCUGACGAGUUUAGUUUUCACUAUUUUUACCCGGUUUUGCCGUUUCGGUGUACUGUUGUGCAUGUAAAUACUUGCUUUUGCUUCCGUAGUUUUGGUGUACAUAUUUGAUUGGCUUUUGAAUACUAUCCCAUGUUUCUUCUUGUUUGCUUUUGUUAUGUUUUCACUUUCUAUUCUGUCAUCCAUUUCCGGUUUAGCUUAUAAUUCAAUAACGCAAUUCCGAUUGCGGUGUUUUGUUAUCUCUAACGUGUGUGCUAGUAUGCAAGGCAACAUGGAGGCUCUGGUCGAUACCCGCUCUCGUGUUCCGCUUUAUUUACGGGACACGACAUUUAUCCUCUCUCUGAUUCGCGUUUCUACACGCAUCCUUUAUCAUUAUGCUUGCUUGUCCGGAUUUCUGUUUCCCUUGCAGGUGUAUGGUAUUUGUUGUGCCCGAUGCACACGUUGGCGCGUGAUUUACUUUCAUCGCGUCGACUCUUGAUUGCUUAUGCGGAGUUUAAUCGGAGUGCUGACAUGUUUGCCGUUGCUUUUGCUAGCUUGCUUGCGGGAUAUCUAGUUUUCUUGCUCUCGUCGCUAUAGUUUACGGAUCAUCAUCCGUUUGGUAUUGAUUCCGUUUCAUUUUAUUUCUCUCGCAUUUUAUCGCUUUCUCGCAUCAUCCUUUAACAUGAGAAGUAGGACUUAGACAUGCAUCUGGCCAAGCCCUCGAAAGAGGCUCUGUUUUUGUUUGUGUGUUUACAUUUGUGCUUUGCGGCAGGGAGUCACGGUGUAAUAAGUCCUAUAUGGCACUCCGUUAAGUCCUCAUGGAAGGCAUGCGGAAAGGGUUAGCAAUCAACCCCCGCCUAGUCUCAUCGAGUCUGUUCAUUAUGCGCACGCUACGCGUUGCUCGCUUCUGAACCUGCACAAGAUCUUGUUAUCGAGUAUGUCAGGAAAAGGGUUCAUGUAGCCGGACCCCCGCCUUUCUUAUAGCUCGCGUCGCUCGACGUUGAUGCUCGGUGUACGCACGCACCGUUUUCCUUUACGAUCCGUGACGGCUUGGUUGCUGAGAGGGGUCCGCCCUCUUGUCUAUGGCCCGAUCAUUUUCGCGAGGUCUAAUGCUUGGUUGACUUGGGUUGAGCUGCUCCCCUUGGCUAUGGCGGGACCGCUUUUCUACCACUCGGUCAGUACCGUUGGUUUGUUUGCUUCACGAGUGGAUGCUCGUUUGUGUGCUAUACUUGUUUGCUUUCGUUUUCCCCCCGUAGGUUGAUAGUUUAGCUUAGAUUUGCACCCUUUGUAUGAUAACAUUAGGUAGCAAGCUUUCCCCCUUAACUUAGGUCUUCCUCAUGCAUUCUUUAAAACACAAACCACUCUUUGAUUUUCUUUUCUUAAGAACUUGUUAUUUCCGCUCCAUUCCCAAGCAUAAGUCUCCAAAGGUCGAGCAGCGGAGUGUGAAUGUAACUCGUUCACCUAAAAAACACAAAACAAACAGAAAUUAGUUAGCCGAGCUACGGUAGCUCUGAUUCUGCAAAACAGAUACGUAGGCAGCGGGGUAGGGCCCGUGCGAGCAUAACUCUUUCUUUUCCCUACAUUCUGCAUUCAUUUUAGUCCAGAUUAGCGCAUUUUGCUUACACACCCAUAGGUUUAGACACAGGCGUGGAUACCAUCGAGUACGAUGGGCGCGUCGGGUGCUAACACCUUCCCCUCGCGUAACCGACUCCCUUACCCUUUUUCUCUGGUCGUGAGACCGUUGUUUUGUUUUGUGGUUUGCUGGCAUUCCCUUCCUUUUCAGGAUAAAUAUGUUAGUGGCGACUCUGUCAAUUUUCGCGGGUAGCGACAGCGCGAUAAUGCUAUUAGAGAUUUGAGAAGAUCGGGACUAAAAUCAUGUGUGUAAGGAUGAGAAAAUUGUUCGUAAUCAUAAGGUUAAGGUAUUAUAAAUUUAAGUUUGGGUUGAAUGUGAGUUAAGUAAAAGUUAGGUUGUAACAUAAUGCGGUUUGAUUCGCUUUUGUUCGGUUUACAAAAUACAAACCGCAAACCAAACCGAACCGUGCGGUUUUGUUAAAAGAUGACCCAAACUAAUCCGAACUAAAUGCGGUUUUUUAUGGUUUCGAUUUGGUUUCGUAUGGUUUGCGGUUUUCUAUUGGGUUGGUUUGGUUUUGAUCACCCCUACUGAAAAUUAUGUUUAGAACUUGAAUAGUUGUAGUAAACAUAAUUCUAUUUUCGACACAAUUAGGCAGCAACCUAUACAUAUUUGUGGUGUUUUUUAUGCUUAUUAUUAAAUAAUUCUUACUAUAGCAUAAAUAUGCGAUGAAUGGUUCAGAAUGACAACACUUUCACACUUUUUUAAAUAAUUGGCAAUGGCAAUGGCAGCCUAUCCUAUUACUCCCUCCGUCCCAUAAAGAGUGAUCCAUUUGGAAUAAAUUGGUGUCCCAAAAUGAAUGAUCCAUUUCAAUUUCCAAUAUACUUUUUUCAAUUUUACCCUCUAAUUAAUAAAAGUUUCAUCAUUUCCAAUACAUAAUAAGAGUAUUAAAGUAAAAAUAUUAUUCUCUCUUUAACUUUUAACUACUUUUCUUAAUUUGCGUGAAAUAGUGGACUGACUCACUCAUUGUGGGAUGGAGGGAGUAAUGAAUAUGAUUAAUGAUUGCACAAUUAGACUAAUCAUAGGCCAGUAACAACUGUGAUUUGCUUUGGGUUUUGGAGAGGUAUGCAAUGUCAUCAUGACAUUCAAGUAGAGUAUUUUCUAGAAAUCAAAAAAUGUAUUAUAUGUAGAUUUACAAAAUACUAGAGUGCAUUGAGUUCUUUAAGUUGCAUGUGAUUUUAUAGUACUCUCCUCGUUCCACAAUAAGUGAUUCAUUUGAAAUAAAAUGAUAUCUCAAAAUGAAUAUUCAAUUUCAAUUUUCAAUACAAUUUUUUCAACUUUACCCUCUAAUAAAUAAAAAUUUCAUCAUUCUCAAUACAUAAUAAGGGUAGUAAAAAUAUUUCUCUCUCUUACUUUUAUUCACUUUUCUUAAUCUGCGUGAAAGUGUGCGUUGAGUCACUCAUUGUGGGACAUAGAGAGUAUUACCUAGGUAGGCUAGUCUGCUAUAUCUUUUUUUCUUCUGUUUUUGUUCAACGAUUAAUAAGGUUCUAAAGCUAGUAUAAAUUAUAAAAAUCAAUCCAAAAUUGUGAUUAGCUGAUAUAACAUUGAAUAGCAAGUGUUAAUUAGUCUAAACAUAUUAUUGUCAAUACCAUUGAAUAUGACAUUCAAGACUUUGUCGUUGUCAAGAGCUUCUUUAUUUUCAGCUUUGGACCAAUCAACUUCAAACUUUAAGAUUGUAGAACCAUCUUGAGAAGUGAUCACACGAUGUUUCCAACCUUUAACCACAAACUUCCAGGCAUUGCAACCUAUGGAUUUUAAGAAAGCAACCACCAGGACUUUCCAAUAGUCAUGAUUUGUGUCAUCCAAAACAGAUGGCCUGAUUGGGAAAAUAGCAAGUGUACUAUUUUGUCUAUGGUGUAAUAAAGAGGAAAUUCCCUGAAUGUCGAUCUUAAGGACUGCGUAUAAAUAUUGAGUCCGAAUUAUUGUUUAGUUAAACAAAAACUAAGGUUUGGGUUUGUUUGGUUAAAUUGUAAUAAUAGUGACACAUAAAACUAUAAUUCAAUAUUGCAACAACUUAUUUUACAUAAUCAAUUAUCGGGUCGUAUGAAUGUUUACUCCUAUUUCAAUAGUGAGAAAACCUUUAAUCAUUCCUCCUAAGCCUUAAAAUCGAAGAAACUUAUCGAUAAAAUUAAGAAUUAUUAAAUCAAGAAAAAUCUGGUUCCUAUAGAUAUCCCUAGUCCUAGGUGGUAUCUACUACAUGAUGCUCUCAACAAAGCAUUACCAACGGUGAUCCAACCUAAUUAAUAAUCAUAUAUCAAUCUCAAUUUGUCCGAAAGAGAAAGCGUUAAGAAUAUCAAGAGAACAAAAUGAUAAUGAAAAAUACAUUGUUAUUGCAAAUAUAAAAUCAAAUUUGUUUACAUAGUCAAAUCAGGAACUCCCUAGCAUUGGGGAUUUUAGCUACUCAUAACAUUCAAAGAAAAUAAAAGAUAAAAAUUAUACAUUACGAGGAUCGGGAUAAACUUGGAUCGUCAAUUGCUUCUGCUCAUGAAAAUCUUCCGCUCUCCAAAAACCUUGUUUUCUCCAAUCUUGAAUCAUGUAAUUCUUCUCUUUCCAAAAAUUCCUCAAUUCAUCGUAAAAGUUCUCUUAAAUAAUGAAAAAUCCACUGACACUGGAUGGAAAUGCCCAAAACACCCUCGCAGCUCGACACUUAGACCAAAAACAAGAGAAUAGGAGAAUCAACGUUUUGAGCUGACAUGGCUUGUGUCAGGUGACACGGGUGGCCGUGUUGCUCUUCUGAGUUUUCCAUUUUUUUACUCCAAGCCCUAGACCCUGUAACACGGCCUAUGUCAACAGACACGGGUGACCGUGUUGCUCUACGGGUAUCUUAGCUUUAUGCAAACUUGAAUCAUCCAUCAUCCUGCAAUGGUCCGUGUCAGACACGGCCGUAGCAGGCCUCCUUAGCUUGAGUUAACUUCCUCCAAAAUUUUAGAUUUUUUCAGUUUUUCCGCACCAAGUCCUUUGAGUCCCUGACUUGACUUGAAAACAAUUAGAUAAACACUGCCAAAGCAUAAAAUGCGAAAAUUAUCAAUAAAGCUUAUGAAACACACAAACGAGAGAAAACGGACGGUUGGUACAAAUUGUUUAUAAAAAAAAAAAGAAAAAAAAGAAUAUAAUCAUUUUUUUAUAUUCCUUUUAAUUACAGUGAAAACACGUAAUCAUGUAAUACAAUUUUGUUUUGUUAAUAUUUUUUAAUUUCAAUUUUAUCAAUUAAAUUAAAUUAUUUUAAAUUAUAAAAUAUUGUGGAACCAUACCUUAAUGUUCUAAGCAAUGGUUAUUUUUAAAACAAUACGUAAGAACACAAAACUAAAGUGAAUCGCGAAGUGAAGGAUUCGUUUUUAAAAAGCAUCUCAUGAUUUCAGUCUGAUAUCCUUUUCAUUUUUGCAAUGUCGUUUUCUAAUUUCAGGUGUCUUCUUUUCUCUCUUUUCAUUCCCAAUUUUCAUCACUCAAACCCUAAAUUCAUUCCUAAUUUUCCAUUUACAAACUCAACAAGAAGGUUGUACUCUCGAUCACAUGAUGACGGAGAAGACAAAGACACUCUCGUUUCCUCAUUCAAUCGUUUGCUCCAUCAAAAUCCUACUCCGCCCAUCAUCCAAUUUAAUAAAAUUUUAGGUUCCCUUGUCAAGGCUAGCCAUUACUCCACUGCCGCUUCGCUUCAUCGACAAAUGGAACUAAUGGGACUCCCAUCAAACUUAGUCACUUUGAGCAUCUUGAUCAAUUGCUUUUGUCAAUUGGGUCAUUACUCUCUUUCUUUUUCUGUAUUUGCCACCAUUCUUAAGAAGGGUUUUCACCCAAAUGCCAUUACUUUGACUACAAUCAUCAAGGGUCUCUGUCUCAAAGGUCAAGUCCAUCAAGCGUUGCACUUUCAUGAUAAGGUGGUAGCGCUUGGAUUUCAAUUGAACCACGUUAGUUAUGGGACAUUAAUCAAUGGGUUAUGUAAAGUUGGAGAAACACGAGCAGCCCUGCAAUUACUUAGACAAGUUGACGGGAAAUUGGUUCAACUUAACGUGGUAAUGUAUAGUACAAUUAUUGAUAGUCUGUGCAAAGAUAAACUUGUUAACGAUGCUUUUGAUUUAUAUUUUGAAAUGAUUGCUAGAAGACUUUCUCCUAAUGUUGUCACUUACACUGCUUUAAUUAAUGGCUUUUGCAUUGUCGGUAAAUUGAAAGAGGCAAUUGCUUUCUUUAAUAACAUGAUAUUGGAAAACAUCAAGUCGGAUGUAUAUACAUUUAAUGUAUUGGUUGAUGCAUUUUGUAAGGAAGGAAAAGUGAAAGAAGCCAAAAAUGUGUUUGCUAUGAUGAUGAAAAAAGACAUAAAACCUAACAUUGUUACUUAUAACUCUUUAAUGGAUGGAUAUUGCCUAGUGAAAGAAGUGAAUAAGGCCAUGGAUAUAUUCAACACUAUGACCCAGAGAGGAGUAAGUGUAGAUGUUCGGAGCUAUAAUAUCAUAAUUAAUGGAUUGUGUAAGAUUCGAAUGGUGGAUGAAGCCAUGAAUCUAUUUGAACAGAUGCAUUGUAGAAACAUUAUUCCUAAUGUGGUAACUUACAAUUCCCUUGUUGAUGGUUUGAACAAAUCAGGGAAAAUCUCAUAUGCUUUAACGUUUGUCGAUGAGAUGCAUGAUAGAGGUCAACCUCCUGAUAUAAUUACUUACAAUUCAUUAUUGGAUGCUUUAUGCAAAAAUCAUCAUGUUGAAGAGGCAAUUGCAUUGUUAAGAAAAUUUAAAGACCAGGGUAUUCAACCAAAUUUGUAUACAUAUAGUCUUCUUAUUAAGGGACUGUGCCAAAGUGGAAGGCUUAAGAAUGCACAAGAGGUUUUUCAAAAUCUUUUAAUUAAAGGCUAUAAUCUAGAUGUCUAUACUUAUACCGUUAUGAUCCAAGGGUUGUGUGACAAGGGUUUGUUUGAUGAGGCGUUGGCGUUGCUGUCAAAAAUGAAAGACGGUGUCUGCGUUCCUAAUGCUGUAACUUAUGAUAUAAUCAUCCGUUCGCUGUUUGAUAAAGGUGAAAAUGAAAAGGCAGAGAAACUUCUUCGUGAAAUGAUUGCAAGAGGUCUACUGGAACAUGGGAACUAGAUAUUGGCAUUAAAUCAAGCAACCUUAAUAAUGAAACAUAGGGAUCAAACAGCAACAGAUAUUUAGUGUCAAAGAAGAGAGUUUCAGCAACAUAUUUUGUGGCAUUGAUGAUCAAUCUAAGCUAUGGCCAUGGUCGGAGCAAAAACACUUCAAGUUAACAAAUACUUGGCUAGUUGAGCAUAAGUCAAGGGCUAAUAAACUAUCAGAUGUACAAAACAAGUAAUUUUAUUUCUGUUUUACUCUGAGAUUUCGGAGAGAAGUAUUGAUUAUUGAGCUUGGGCACUAGAAAGGUCUUGCGCUUGUUUGGUCGCUAAAAAUUAUGUUUAGAACUCAAAACUUGAUUAGUUGUAGUAAGCAUUAUUCUAUUUUCGACACAAUUAGGCAGCAGCCUAUACAUAUAUGUGGUGUUUUUUAUGCUCAUUAUUAAAUACUAAUUCAUACUAUAGCAUAAAUUUGCGAUGAAUGGUUCAGAAUGACAACACUUUCACACUUUUUUAAACAAUUGGCAAUGGCAAUGGCAAUGGCAGCGGCAGCAUAUCCUAUUAAUGAAUAUGAUUAAUGAUUGCACAUUUAGACUAAUCAUAGGCCAGCAACAACUGUGAUAUGCUUUGGGUUUUGGAGAGGUAUGCAAUGUCAUCAUGACAUUCAAUUGGAGUACUUCUUAGAAAUCACUAAAUGUAUUAUAUGUAGAUUUACAAAAUAUCGGAGUGCAUUGAGUUCUCUAAGUUGCAUGUUAUUUUAUAGUAUUCAC
Vicia villosa (hairy vetch) is the source of this 22788-nucleotide messenger RNA. Its product is annotated as pentatricopeptide repeat-containing protein At1g62670, mitochondrial-like. Gene Ontology annotation, molecular function: protein binding. Lineage: Eukaryota; Viridiplantae; Streptophyta; Magnoliopsida; Fabales; Fabaceae. The record is from RefSeq and is a predicted model, not a curated record. The transcript has 2 exons. Bases 20358 to 22037 code for a protein of 559 amino acids.